AUGACACUCAAGAGAUAUUUGGAAGCUUGUGUAUUCUUCCUGUCUACCUUAGUGGUAGCUCAAUGGAACAUCACUAACACAACGUCAACGAAUGCGAGUACAUUUGACCCGCUUCAAUACGUUAAUCAACUCAUUGGUACUAACAAUGGUGGGAAUGUUUUUGCAGGAGCUACGCUUCCAUACGGAAUGGCGAAGGCGGUCGCUGAUGUUAAUGGUCAAAAUACUGCUGGGUUCUCUACGGAUGGUAGCAAUGUGACCGGAUUCUCACAUAUGCAUGAUUCUGGCACGGGUGGAAAUCCUUCGCUGGGUAAUUUUCCACUAUUUCCGCGAUACUGUCCUGAUGAUGCCAUUGAUAACUGCAAAUUUUUGAUCACAGAUCGAGCUACGCCGUAUGUUCUUGACUCUGUUGUAGCUACGCCGGGAUAUUUUGGAUUAAGUCUAGCGAACGGGAUUCAUGCAGAGAUGACAGUUUCAGAACAUGCUGCUCUUUAUCAUUUCAAUUUUCCUGCAGAAACUUCUGCAAAUGGGACAGCAUUAAGUCCGCUCAUUCUCUUGGACUUGACGGAUUUGGGUGCCACUAGACAGAAUGCCACCAUUAGCGUUGCCGACAAUGGCCGCAUAAAAGCAAACGGGACAUUCAUUCCAAGUUUUGGAAGUGGCUCAUUUAUGUCAUAUGUCUGUGUUGACUUCUCUGGAGCAAGCAUACUAGACACCGGGAUAUGGGUCAACAAUAGAGGAGGAACGAAGCCAAAGGAACUAUUCGUCACGAGAGGCAUAAACCUCUUCUAUAUUCAGGCUGGAGCUUUUAUUCGCUUCAACGCACCGACCAAUAGAACUGUCAGUGCCAGAGUGGGUGUCAGUUUCAUUAGCUCGGAUAAAGCUUGCCAGAAUGCAGAAAAUGAAAUUCCAGAUUGGGAUUUUGCUGGGCUCAAGAAAACAGCUGAGAAUGCAUGGAGGGAGAAAUUGGGUGUUGUGACUGUGGAACCUGGGAAUGGUAGUGAUACUUCACUAUUGACCAACUUCUAUAGCGCGAUUUAUAGGACUAUGAUGUCCCCACAGAAUUAUACUGGCGAGAAUCCGCUAUGGGAAAGUAGCGAACCAUACUUUGAUUCGUUUUACUGUAUAUGGGAUGCAUUCAGAUCACAACUCCCAUUCCUCACAAUAAUUGAUCCAUCCGCCCUGUCGGAGAUGAUCCGCAGUCUCCUCGAUACCUACAAAAACAUUGGCUGGCUGCCAGAUUGUCGCAUGAGUCUCUGUAAAGGCUUCACUCAAGGAGGUUCAAAUGCCGAUAAUGUUAUAUCUGACGCAUAUGUCAAGAAUCUCACCGGUAUAGACUGGCAACUUGCCUACGAGGCAGUCGUUAACGAUGCAGAAAACGAGCCAUUAGAUUGGUCCAACGAAGGACGUGGUGGUCUCAUGUCCUGGAAAGCGCUAAACUAUAUCCCGUACCUUGAUUACGAUUAUUUAGGUUUCGGUACAAACUCUAGAAGUAUUUCUAGAACUUUGGAAUAUUCUUAUAAUGAUUUCUGUGUCUCAACUCUUGGAAAAGGAUUGGGGAAAUCAGACUAUACGAAGUAUCUAAAGCGUGCGACGAAUUGGCAAAAUCUGUGGAAGGAAGAUCAGACAUCGUAUAUUAAUGGUGUAGAUACAGGGUUUACAGGAUUCUUUCAGCCUAAAUAUCUUAAUGGGACGUGGGGAUACCAGGAUCCGAUACUGUGCAGGCGUCCCGCCCUCUCCGCCUCUCGUGCUCACAUGUACAUUCCCGCCUACUUCAACGACUCCACCAUCGGACUACCCGGCAACGACGACACCGGCGCCAUGGCAUCCUUCACUGCCUUUUCCAUGAUGGGAUUAUUUCCCAACCCUGGACAAAAUGUAUAUCUAAUCAUGCCGCCCUUUUUCGAAUCCGUCAGUUUUAUAAACGAAAAUGGAAAGAAAAGUGCGAUUAGGAAUUUGGGAUGGGAUGGUGGUGUCAAGAAUAUUUUUGUGCAGAGCGCGAAGGUGAAUGGAGUGGUGUGGAAUAGGAGUUGGAUUGGUCAUGAAUUUUUCACUGAGGGUCAGACGUUAGAGUUAGUUUUGGGUGAUUCGGAGAGUGAUUGGGGGACUAAGGAGGGGGAUUUACCUCCUAGUAUGAGCAUUGGUAAUAUGAGGUUCUAG
Sclerotinia sclerotiorum 1980 UF-70 is the source of this 2157-nucleotide messenger RNA. RefSeq lists its product as hypothetical. Bases 1 to 2157 code for a protein of 718 amino acids. Gene Ontology annotation, biological process: carbohydrate metabolic process; glycoprotein catabolic process; protein deglycosylation. Gene Ontology annotation, molecular function: carbohydrate binding; peptide-N4-(N-acetyl-beta-glucosaminyl)asparagine amidase activity. Lineage: Eukaryota; Fungi; Ascomycota; Leotiomycetes; Helotiales; Sclerotiniaceae. The record is from RefSeq and is a predicted model, not a curated record. Gene Ontology annotation, cellular component: nucleus; cytosol. The transcript is spliced from 4 exons.